AUGACUGACGCGACCAACGCAAACGACGAGCUUUACCCCAUCGCAGUCCUCAUCGACGAGCUCAAGCAUGACGAUGUCUUGCUCCGUCUCAAUGCCAUCCAUCGCCUGUCCACCAUUGCUCUCGCCCUCGGCGCCCAGCGCACCAGAGACGAGCUUAUCCCUUUCCUCGAUGAAUCGGUCGAAGACGAGGAUGAAGUCCUGGUCGCGCUGAGCGAGGAGCUAGGCAGCUUUGUCGAGUACGUUGGCGGAUCAACAUAUGCCCAUGUUCUGCUCUCGCCAUUGGAGAACCUGGCCGCCAUCGAAGAGCCAGUCGUUCGAGACAAGGCCGUCGAAUCCUUAAACAAGAUAUGCGAGGCCCUCUCACCACAGCAAGUCGAGGAGUACUUCAUCCCCCUAACCAUCCGACUCUCCAAGGCCGACUGGUUCACCUCAAAGGUCUCCGGUUGCGGCCUUUUCACAACGCCCUACCGCAAAGUCUCCCCCCCGACCCAAGAACAGCUUCGACAGCAAUUUGGCCUCAUUGUCCACGACGACACGCCAAUGGUCCGCAGACAAGCCGCCACUAACCUCGCCAAAUUUGUCAAGGAGAUGCCAGCGUCCAUUGUCAUUGAGGACAUGAUACCGCUGUUUCAGCAUCUGGUCCAGGAUGACCAGGAUAGCGUGCGACUACUUACCGUCGAAGUCCUCAUCUCCAUCGCGGAAGUCGUACCUAAAGAGCAGCAGUCUAGUCACGGUGUUUUGUUGACCUCGCUGCGCAAUUUAAUAGAAGACAAGAGCUGGAGAGUCCGGUACAUGAUUGCCGACCGAUUCGAAAAGAUCGCCAAAGCGGUAGACGAAGAGGUGGUGUCCAGAGAUCUUGUUCCGGCGUUUGUCAAGCUCCUAAAGGACAAUGAGGCCGAAGUUCGAACUGCCAUCGCCGGCCAGAUACCCGGAUUCUGCGCGUUGGUGGAGCGAGCUACUUUGCUUAAUGAUAUCAUGAGCAGCGUCGAAGAUCUUGUUUCUGACAAUUCCCAACACGUUCGCGCCGCCCUGGGUACCCAGAUUAGCGGAUUGGCCCCCAUCCUGGGGAAGCAAGAGACCAUUGAUCACCUCUUACCCAUGUUUCUACAGAUGCUGAAGGACGAGUUUCCUGAAGUCAGGCUUCACAUCAUUUCAAAACUGGAACAGGUAAACCAAGUCAUCGGCAUCGACCUGUUGUCUCAAUCUUUGCUGCCAGCAAUCAUUCAGUUGGCCGAGGACAAGCAAUGGAGAGUUCGCCUUGCCAUCAUCGAGUACAUUCCCUUGCUCGCGAGCCAACUCGGUGUCAAGUUCUUUGAUGAGAAAUUGAGCAACUUGUGCAUGGGUUGGCUGGGGGACACCGUCUUCUCCAUUCGUGAGGCUGCCACUCAUAACCUGAAAAAGUUGACGGAAGUCUUUGGGGUGGAGUGGGCGAGCGAGCAGAUAAUUCCCAAGGUCAUGGGAAUGGGAAGCCACCCCAACUACCUGUACCGAAUGACCACUUGCUUUGCCAUCUCGACCCUGGCCGGUGUUGUCAGCCUGACUGUCGUUGCCAAGUCGAUCCUGCCCAUGCUGGACAAGAUGGUCGACGAUGACAUUCCCAAUAUUCGAUUCAACGUGGCCAAGACCUAUUCAGUCCUCAUCAAUGCCCUGCGCCGCUUGCCAGACGAAGGGACGCUGUAUUCGCUGGAGAGGGAAGGGGCAAAGAUGAUGCCAUCGCCCAAGGGCCAGGAGCUGAUUCAACAACGUGUCCUGCCCAAUCUCGCGAAGCUACAAAAGGAUGAUGAUGUUGAUGUUCGAUAUUUUGCGACCACAGCGGCAGCCGAGGCCACAGGAUCCAUGCCGAGCGGAGACCCCAUGAACACUUCGCCAUAG
Ustilaginoidea virens is the source of this 1872-nucleotide messenger RNA. RefSeq lists its product as uncharacterized. The transcript has 8 exons. Bases 1 to 1872 code for a protein of 623 amino acids. Gene Ontology annotation, cellular component: cytoplasm; protein phosphatase type 2A complex. Gene Ontology annotation, molecular function: protein phosphatase regulator activity. Gene Ontology annotation, biological process: protein dephosphorylation. Lineage: Eukaryota; Fungi; Ascomycota; Sordariomycetes; Hypocreales; Clavicipitaceae. The record is from RefSeq and is a predicted model, not a curated record.